AAUCACCUGAUUCACUUCACACAUGCUUGGUUUAGUCCUUAUUCCACAUGUGUAAGUCCUGUGGCAGACAGCAGAUUUUAGAGGAGAAAAACUAAUUUUGAUGUAAGAAAGUAACUUUUUUUACUUUUGUUUUUGUUAUUGCAAUUCCUGCUUUGUAGUUAAACUCAUCAAAGUUAAAUUACGUAUAUUGUGUGUCUGUAUAGAUAUUUUUCAUAAAAGUUGUUAGUGCCAAUGUUUUGGCUGUUAGCUCUAAGGUGAUGUAGUUCAUGACUAGUUGUAACAUCUCACUCCCCUUGUUUAACCACGCAUUUUCUGUUUGUGCUGCAAAUAUAACAGCUAUGUAAUUUAAUAACUGACAAGUGUAACUAGUUUUAAUCACAUUUUGAACGCACUGUUUUACAAAGACCUUCAAAACAGACAGAAAUGUCAAAAAUGUUGCAACCAUCCCCAGUCUUACCUCCCUACUAGACUACUCAUGUUUCUGAACGCACGCGGAAGAUUGAAGAGAAAUCACGUGACUCAGGCGUCAAGAAAUCAGCUGAGGGCUCGGAGUUUCACUCAGGAAAUCCAGGUUUGGUGACUCAUUCUUUGAUCUCCAUCAUGUCUGGGUCAAGCGGAACUGAUGCAAAUUUGCUGGCACAGUCUAUAAGUUCGAAUAUUCAGAGAAUAACACUGCUGACUAAUGAAAUCCAGCAGAUGAUGAGACAUUUUGGAACAGCACAAGACACGACUGUCCUGCGACAAACAUUACAGGAGAAACAGCAGAAUGUCAAUCAUCUUGCUAAAGUGACAGAUAAAUACAUGAAAGAUUUCAGCUCUUUACCUGUGACCACAGAACAGCGGCAAAGAAAAAUCCAGCGAGAACGUCUGAUCAAUGAAUUCUCCAAUGCACUGGGCGUUUUCCAGAAAAUUCAGCGAGAGGUAGCAAAGAAAGAGAAGGAGUAUGUGGCACGUGUCCGUGCGAGCUCAAGAAUUUCAGCUGGUGAUCCAGAUGAUGGCACUGGAGGAUUUUUGGCACCCUUUCAAAGUGAUACUCAGGCUCAAACUCAAAGAUAUGAGGAGAACAUCACAGAAGAAGAUCUGCAGCUCAUUCAGGAAAGAGAAUCAGCAAUCAGACAGCUGGAGUCGGACAUCACAGGCAUUAAUGAAAUCUUCAGAGAUCUGGGCUUGAUGGUGCAUGAACAGGGAGACAUGAUUGACAGUAUAGAGGCCAAUGUAUCAAACGCAGAGGUCUAUGUGGAGUCAGCCACACAACAGCUGAAUAGUGCAGCAGGUUACCAGACGUCAUUCCGCAAGAAGAUUUUCAUCCUUAUCAUUGUUCUGGUUGUGGUGGCUGUUGUUAUUGGUUUGAUUGUCUACGCUUCUGUGAAAAAAUGAGUGUUUGUCAACUCUAUCUGAAGGCCUAACGUUUGCACUGUCAUGUUUUUAAUGAGUUACAGAGGUUUGUCACCAAGUGAAGCUGCUUUGACUUUUUCACUGCAGUUAAGAUUUUGUCAUUAAUGGACUCUUUAAUAACAGUUCAACUCUAUAAACGGCACCUUUGGUGUGCUAUCCAUUACAACAGAAAUUUAUUUCAACUCAAGUUUUUAAAGCAUUGUGUUACAACGUUCCACAGAGUCUGUAUAUAGAGUUUAACUUGAUUUUAAUAUUGCUACUGUUAACCAAUUAUCAUUCCACUCUGCGCAUCUUCCACCCAUCUGAUUUGUGGUAGAAGCAAGCAUUCCUUAUAGUAAAAUGCCCUAAAUAUGAGAUUUUUAAUGGCUGAAAAUAUCAGUCAGUAUAAAGCUGCUGCUUUAAAGAAGUACAGUUUAAGAGCACUAUACAUUUAAACUGCUCUCAAACACUUUAUUUGAAGAAAGACUCUGAGAAUACACUGCAGGUCAAAACAUUAGACACUAGAAUCCAUUUCUCAUCAUCCAUAGUGAGCAAAUCUGGAAUGUGGACAAAAAAGGAGUGUAAGAAAGUUUUCCUUUGUUGAACAUUAUGAUCACUACAUAAUUCCCAUAUUUCCAUUUGUUUUUUCAAAGUUAUUAUAAUGACUUUACUGUUAAUCUAAAAUGUAUAAAAUAGUCAUAAAGAUUGAGUAGAUGUGCCUAAACUUUUGACUGGUAAGGUCAGAUUCACUCAGGUCCAAAAACGAAAUAUAUAUAUAUAUAGGGCUGUCGAUUUAAUGUGUUGAUUUAAAGGUCCUCUAAGUGAUGUCACACGUUUUUAGGCCAAAACAAUU
Molecule: messenger RNA, 2227 nt
Organism: Megalobrama amblycephala (Wuchang bream)
Lineage: Eukaryota; Metazoa; Chordata; Actinopteri; Cypriniformes; Xenocyprididae
Gene: stx7l
Product: syntaxin 7-like
Exons: 10
Coding region: 601-1377 (258 amino acids)
Biological process (GO): vesicle-mediated transport; vesicle fusion; intracellular protein transport
Cellular component (GO): synaptic vesicle; SNARE complex; membrane
Molecular function (GO): SNARE binding; SNAP receptor activity
Source: RefSeq, a predicted model, not a curated record